Messenger RNA from Sorghum bicolor (sorghum), 1266 nucleotides. RefSeq lists its product as uncharacterized. The record is from RefSeq and is a predicted model, not a curated record. The transcript is spliced from 4 exons. Bases 554 to 1126 code for a protein of 190 amino acids. NCBI's taxonomy places the organism in Eukaryota, Viridiplantae, Streptophyta, Magnoliopsida, Poales, Poaceae.
CCUCCUCCACGCGCGCGAGCUCCCACAUCCUGCAAUCACGGUCACGAGAUCACCUCCACCAAUCACGCUCGACCUUCCCUUCCCCGGUGGACGCGCCCCGCGCCGCAGCGAGCCCGACCGCGCGCACUCCGGUGGAGGCGCCCCGCGCCGGCGCUCGCUCACGCGGACCCCGGUGGACGCGCCCCGCGCCCCCCGCCCACAGCGAGCCCGCUGUCCGAGCGCGCCCCGCGCGGACCCCGGUGAACGCUCGCCCGCGCGGACCCCGGUGGACGCCGCCCGCAGCGAGCCCGCUGCCCGAGCGGCAACGCCGGUGCCCGCUCGCCCGCGCGCACCAGCGACCGGACGCGCCUAUCUCCGGUGGCCAAGCGCCCGCGCCGCGCCCGCGCCGAUCUCCGGUGGCCGUGUUCGCGAAGCUGGACGUGGCGGAGAUCCAACUCGGGGCCGGGCUGGUCUGCCGCGCGUGGCACCGCCUCGCGGCCUCCGACCCCACGCUGUGGCGCCGCGUCGACAUGACCUACCAGGGGACCAGCUGCAGACCGAGGAGGUCGAGGCCAUGGCGCGCGCCGCCGUCGACCGCUCCGCGGGCACCAUGGAGGCUUCGGGGCCGAGACCUUCGUCAAUGACGAGCUCCUACGCUACAUCUCUCAGAGGACGUAGGCCACCGCGGAAGGGCGCAGGCUGGGCGUUGGGAGGCCGUUCGUCCCCUCCCCCAUCCCACAGAAGCACAUCUGCAACUACCCUGCAUCGUCCUAGGAAGCGCAUCCACCCACGGCAGCGACGAGGUGAGCCUCGACGAUCCAAGCCAGCAGAGCACGUCACUAACGGAUGGGAAUGGUUGAUUGGAAGCGAGCCACAAAUGGAGAUGAGAAGAUGUACAAGAUGGGGACAAGUUCAUUCCUGGCAACUGCGUGGUCGAGGAGAGGGUCUAUCUUUGCAUAAUAGUUGUUUUCCUUUGAGCGAUACUCUGUCAAUGAGUCUUCUGAAGUACGUAAGAACAUCUACUGAUGGCACUCGCACGGUACUGAAGUUGCGAGAUGGAUUCCAUCGUUGCGUCGCUCAACAGAAAGAGGGUACAGAGAUGCGGCAGAACUUAUUUGUGAAUUUACACAUACACUCGAAUGUGUGACAGGAUCAUACGAAGAUGUGGCAGAACUAUUUGUGGAUUUAUUGGCGUAUGAAAGAAAUAGAUAUCGGAGAUUUCUUCCUACCGAUAUUAAACAUUAUCUUAGCUAUAUCAAAAAAAAGUCUAUAAAGUAGAGUUCAUAA